AUGGCAAAACAGAGCCUGCAGGAGAUUACAAAAAAUACAAGCUACAGCUGGGAACGUUUAGGAUUGAGAGAGGUUCCUGUGACAGUUUUCACAACAAAAAUCCUCAAUUUCAGCUUCAAUGUGCUCCCUUCCCUUCAGAAUUCAACCUUCUCUGACCUGAAUUCUCUUCCCUACUUGGACUUAACAAGACCAGUCAUGCUGACCAGCAUCCAGCUCAUGUUUCUGUCUGACACAGCAUUUGCUGGCCCGCGUUCCCUGGAGGGAACACGGGCAGGAAUAACAAGUAUAUUCUUUAUUCCAAUGACAGAUCUUGACAGCUCAGUAUCUGUCAGGGAUCUCUGUCUGGAGUUAUGGCACUUCAGAAAUCCAAAUGCUGACAGAUUUCAGUGUUUAACCAGGCUCCAAAAGCUGGACCUAACCCAAACUCACAUCAUGCACUGCCCUGGCAUCAGUGGCAUGAGGUUGAUAGAGGAGAUGGCUCUCAAUGCAAACUGCUUUGAGCAGCUCUGCAGCAGCAGCUCUGCUGCCUUCCCCUCCCUCCCCUGCCUCCACAUCAAGGGUAACCCACAUGUUCUGCAGCCACGCUCUGGCUAUUUGGAGAAACUGGAAAAGAUUCAACAUCUAGAGCUAAGUCAGAGUCUGAAAUUUGAAAAUUUUGAAAACAUUGAAAAUUCUGACUUGCUUGCUAGCUCAGAGCUGCUGGACUUACCCUUCACUCCUCUCCCUAUCAACACACAGAGCCUCUUCCAAAAUCUGCAUCUCUGGGAAAUGCCCUCAUCCCACAUUAAUACUAGCAUUCAGCAUCUCUUCCAAGGCUUGAAAAAUCUCAUGUUGUUGGACCUUAGUCAAAAUAACUUUGAGUUGGGGAUCAUGCCAAAGGACAAACUGUUCUAACAGCUACCCAAUUUAGAGGUGCUAAUAUUAUCAUCCUGUGAACUGACAGCAAUAGGUAACCAAGUAUUUCACAACCUCAGGAAGUCACAGCGUGUUGAUCUGAGUUACAACAGAUGUACUGCGUUCAGCACAGAUCCAUUUUCAGAUCUCAGGAGUAUCUGUCCCAGCUGUGGCCAUAACAGGAUCCACAUUGCACCAGUGACCAGCUAGUGCCCCUAGGUGGCCACUGCAUGAUCAAUUUCAGCUACAGCCUUCUGGUUCUACUCUAAGAUUGAUUUAAUCACCUGGUACAAGCAACAUCUGGGAAAAACCGAAGACCCUGAAGGAACAAGGUGCUCUGAACCCAAAUUGCCAGCUGGGUUCAGCUGGGCACCAUCUCACUGUCCUGUGGGAAGGAACAUCAGGAAUCACUGCAGUUGUCCUGGCUGUUUUAUCCUGUACUGCCAUCUUCAUUUGGGGUGCUCACCAUUUCUUGCAGAAUUAGCAGCAAUUUUUAAGUCUAGGAUGGGGACAUAUAAAAUAUCUACAGCAACUGUAUUCAGCUGAAAGACAUCUCACUGUUUUUAUCUGUGACUUCUAUUUUUCUUAAAUUUUGUAAUACCCCCCCCUUUUAGAAAAAUAAUGGAAAAAUUAGAAUUGAAAAAAUAAAUUAUGAGCUGAAUCUUGAAAAUUAGUAACUUAUACAGAAAUCCUAGUUCAGCUCAAUGGUAGCUCUAUUGUACCAGUACUGUGGCUAAUGCACUUGGGAAAUCCAACAGCCAAAACACAAAGUUCUUUCUCUUUAAAAAAAGAAAAUCUAACCACCACCACUCCCGAAAAGGGAAAAAAAAAACCCACAAAAAAACAACCAAACCACACAACCCAGGCGAAACUCAAUUUAAAACAAACAAACCAACAACAAAAAAACCCAAACCAACCAAAACCCCAACCAAAUUUCACUCUCUAUCACAUACCCUCGAAAAGCAAUGUUUUAUAAGAUCUGGCAGUGGUGUACCCCACUCUGCUAAAAAAAAACCUCAGCUACCUUGAACAACAGACAGAUCUACAGUCACAUAAGAGAUGCCUUCAGGACUGGCAGAAACAGCAUGUACCACCUCUGUGAUUUUUUAAAAUAUUUCUGUAAAAUACUUUUGAUGCUUAGAUAAAUCCUGGCCAUUGAAAUUCUGUCUAUCCAUCUUUCAGCCUGGGGCGGGCUCUGCUCCUGUGCUCUUUUGUAACAGUCAGUACAGACAAAAUGAUCUUUAACCAUAACACAGUAGAUUUGUGGGUCUAAUCUGUAGGUCCAAUACUUUCCUUGCUUGCACAGGGCAAAACCCUUCAAUGCUGACAGACAUCAGCCAGCCUGGGGUGGGUGUUCCUUUCAGCCACAGCCCAGGAGAGAAAAGCAGAGGGUGCAAAGGGGGCAGUGCUCAGGACAGCCUCAUCCCACGGGUGCUCCUGGUGUCAGCAGCUACUUCAUGUUGCUUCUGGUGGAAGUGAAUUCCCUGAAGUGAAUUCAGGGGCAAUGAUCCCUGCUUCCACUAGGUGUUCAACAGCUAGGCAGGAAGGAAGGCUUAUUAUUUAUAUAAAACCACAUUGUUUUCUCUGCCAUCACAUGUGAAUAAAAUCCAGAGCAAGGCAGAGUAUGUGCACUGGACCAGGGAUCUAAUGGGAGCUUGUUGGGCCUACUCAUCUGCCCUGUAUCACCAUAAAGGCAUUUAUGUUUACUCAGUACUUUAAUAACAGGCUUACCCUGAUGGAUAGACACAACUUUCUGGUGGUGUGACCUUCCUGUCUCCUCCACCACGGGGAGGCUCACCCAGUACCAUUCCCUGGUGUGUUAGGAUGGAGCUGUAGCUCCUCUCUGGGAUGUGGCAGGCCAACUCCCUCUAAACUUCCCAUGCAGGACUCCACAUCCAGCUUCAGCUGCUGUC
Messenger RNA from Prinia subflava (tawny-flanked prinia), 2807 nucleotides. It is a transcript of the gene CD180, whose product is annotated as CD180 molecule. The record is from RefSeq and is a predicted model, not a curated record. NCBI's taxonomy places the organism in Eukaryota, Metazoa, Chordata, Aves, Passeriformes, Cisticolidae. Gene Ontology annotation, molecular function: protein binding. Gene Ontology annotation, cellular component: extracellular matrix.